This is a messenger RNA of Naumovozyma dairenensis CBS 421, 2403 nucleotides long. RefSeq names its product Lcd1p (gene LCD1). Bases 1 to 2403 code for a protein of 800 amino acids. Gene Ontology annotation, biological process: DNA damage checkpoint signaling. The record is from RefSeq and is a predicted model, not a curated record. Lineage: Eukaryota; Fungi; Ascomycota; Saccharomycetes; Saccharomycetales; Saccharomycetaceae. The transcript has a single exon.
AUGAACAACCUCGAUAAUGAUGACGAUAAUGACAUUUUCGCGUCUUCUUCUGAUGAUGACAUGAUUUUAGAAUUAAGCACAAGACCUCCACGAUUCACACAGGUUCAAAAUACCAUUAAUAACGACUAUACGCAAUCCCAGCUCCCAGCUCUAGAUACUUUACCAUCGAAUGCUACACAGAACGUGACAAAUGCAAAUGGCAAUGCAACAGUAACCGCAGUUACCAGAGAUAAUAAUAACUUAUCACACAAUGAUCUUAUGAAAGCUCAAGGUGAAGCAAGUAUGCUUCGAGAUAAGUUGAAGGUUUUGCAAUCUGAAAAGGAAAAAGAAUUGAUAAACGAACAAAGUAAAAAUAAAAAAUUAAAAGAAUCACAUCUGGAUGAAUUAAAUAAACUAAAACACGAAUUACAAAGGUUGGAAGAUGAAAAAAAAUUCUUAAUUAUGGAAAAUAAAAGUUCUUUAAAAUCAAGAUCUACUGUACCUGCAUUAUCUAAUGAUAGUGAUAAUAACAGAGAAAGUUCGGUAACUUUAUCUUCAGAAUCUAUGUCCGCAUCAAAUACAGCUAUUAACAAUACUGCAACAGCGAUAAAAACUUCUCCUUCAUCAAAAAGAAGAAAAAUUGGACAAACUAAACUUAAAAAACAAUAUAUACAAUUAAAUCCAAAUAGAGUCACUCCAGAUGAAACUUCUGUAUUAUUCGAAAACAUAAUGUUACAUAGGUUGGUUGGGUGCGAUUUAAACACAAUUGAAAUGCUUAGUAGAAUAAAACUUGAGUAUAUUGAAAAUUUCCAAUUUAAAAGUUUUAUCAUACCGAAAGGUGAAUCUAUUGGAAAAUCAUUAAUUAGUUUAUUUCUACGCUGUAAGAAAGGAAUGAAACUAGAUAACUUUAUUGAUACGUUAUUGGAACAUAUUGCUGUAUUAAUUAAAGAAAUUUCAUUCCAUGAAAGGGAGUUUGAUUUGGCAGUACCAUUUUUGGUAGUAAUAAUGUUUGAGUUGGUAAAUUUUAGACCGAGUGCCGUUCAUAUCUUCGCAUUAAAGGAUUUAUUUUAUUUCACUUGUGAUUUAAUUAAGAAAUAUCAACAUGUCUUGAAAAAACCAGUGAGGAAAACUCCAUUAGAUAUGACUUUCGGACCACAAAUAUUCCAGUAUGAAUUCAUUGAUUUAUUAAUUGUGCUAUUUUCCUUUGACUUAUUGGAGCUUUCGUUAAGAAUUUUACAAUUACAUCCAAUUAGUGAAAUAUCGGAUUUCCUAGAUAGUAAAUUAUUAAAAUCAUUAGAGCAGUUGUUUUCAUUAACUUUAACUUUAUCAUAUAAGCCAAUAAUAAAUGUUAUUUACAAUACUGUGGAAAUGCUAAAUAUACUAUCAACGAUAUUAGUGACAGCCCAGUCAGAUCCACAGAAUGUUGAAAAUGCUGAAACGGAAGAUCCCAUAAUACCGCCACAAUGGUGGAAAAUGUCAGUAACAAGGUUAUAUAAUGUCCUGUCAAAACAAGUUAGUAAUCAUAAUUUAUAUUCCGAUAUUUCAGAUGAUGAAGAAGCUAAUGUUAACCAUAGUAGUAAUAAUAAUUUGAAUAAUAAUAAUAAUAAUAAUAUGGCAGUUAAGAAUGACGUUUUAACUAUAUCCCGAUUCACUGAUUUAUUUAGUUUAAUACGAAAUAUGGGGAAUAAUACCAUCGCACCUUUUAUUUCUGAAUUAAUAAGUGAAGAGAAAUUAAGUGGUAUUCCAGAGGUUAUUUCAAAGGAAGAUAUAUUGAUCUCUGACCCAGAGAAAAUUGAUUUUAAAUUAGAACGAUGGUUUUUAUAUUUGAAAGAUGAUAUUUUGAAUAUUUUAGAGAAUUUAUUAAUGGUUUAUCCUGAGGAAAAUACAUUGAUUAAUGGAGAGAUGCUCAUUCAAUUAACUAAAUUAAUGUCCAAAGAACAAGAAAUGAUGAUUGUACGUCAUGUAGGACAACAAUCAACAAAUUUAGGUUUACGAUGUGAUAUAGUUGAUCAUAUUCUUGUUAUAAUUUACAGAUUAUGGACUGACCAUUAUAACCAAUUAAGUGAAGAGAAUAUUAAAGAGAUUGAAAAUGAAUUAGUAGUUUCAUUAUGGAAAGUCAUUGUUUCACAAACUGCAGAAAAGGAAGAUUAUGAUGCUAAGGAAAUGAAUGAACAUAGACAAUUGGUAGAUAAAUUCAAUGAGUUAUCUUUAAAGGAUCAAGUUUUAUAUUUCGAUGAUACUUUGGAGGACAUACCUGAGUAUAUUGAACAAGAUUUGAAAAAGGAUUUGGAUGAAAGAUGUCAGAGAAUUAUGCAGGUCCGAUAUCGUAAUGAAUAUCAAGAAAUGGCAAAGACUAUUCUAGAAUCAAAAUUUUUAGUAAGUUUAGAAAAUAUAGAUAGUUUAUAUGAUGCCAUGGGCCUAUAA